GCUUCAAAAUCAAGAGCAGGUCCAGGUAGUACCAGGUAGUUGCAUCUGUCUUCCCCUCGCUCCUCCUGCAAAACUAUGGCCUCGAAACCUGUCGCAUCCCAGUUCCUUUCCCUCAACCACCGCGGCUGUGACGAUGACGACGAUGAUUUCCAGGUUCCCCCAACCCAGAUCUCGUCCCUCCUGCCUCCGGCUUCUGGAAGACUCCUCACCACUGCUUCCCAGAAAAACCCGCUCAAGCGCUGCAACAAUAUCCACCGUCCAUCGAAGAAGCCGAAGCGCCGCGCGAAUCCUGGAAAAGAGAACACGGUUCCCGACGCUCAGAGGACUGGGUCCGACGAUCUUCACUGGUUAGAUGAGUGCUGUAGCUUGGAAUCGAUACCAUCGAGCAUAGAUUGCAGCUUCGGUAAAGUUCAAGAUGGGUAUUUCGAUUCUGUUGGGUCCGAUGAGAAAAAGGAGUUGGUGAAAAUCAAUCAGGGUUAUAUAUGCAAUUCCAUAGAGUCUAGAUUGAUGAGGCCGAGGUUAGAAUGCGAGCCAGAUGUUGGUAAUGGUAGCCGGAAUGAGGAUUUUGGGGAAGAAAGCGAGCUCGAUGCAUUGCUUCAGCUAUGCAACGAAGUAGAGGAGCAAGAAAUUAACAGCAAUGGCAAUGAAAGAAAUGGUUCCGGCCACGGUCUGGUUCAGUGUCCACUUUGUGGGGUUGACAUUUCCGCUUUGAGUGAAGAGCAGCAGCAGGUUCACACCAAUGACUGUCUUGACAAAGCGGAGAAUCCUGUUCAAGAAGGUAUUGUCCUCAAUGAGGAGGAACCUCCUUAUCCCUCAGAAGUUGUUAAUGAUUCUCUUAAGUCUACUCGGCAAGUUGAUGUCUCCCCUGUUAUUACGUGGCUAAGCGACCUGGGUUUAGAUAGAUAUGCGGAGGCUUUUGUUCGUGAAGAGAUUGAUUGGGACUCUCUAAAGUGGCUGACUGAAGAGGAUCUCUUUAACAUGGGUGUCACCACACUUGGGCCCAGGAAAAAGAUUGUUCAUGCCCUUGGUGAACUCAGAAAAGGGUGCAGCAUUCCAGAUAAGACACUUGUGGAGCAUGCCUGUGGUGAGAAUGGAUCAGGCAAAAGCAACAGAGUGGAGAGACUUGGCAAUGCCUCUAACAAUGCUGAUGCUGAAACGAGUAAACUUGCUGCAAACAAGUUGAUUACAGAUUAUUUUCCUGGCAAUUCUGCUAAUAAGAAUAAAGUCUGCACCGCUGCAAUUGAGCAGCAUUCAUCUGGGAAAAAUGAUUCAGGUUCUAGGAGGAAGCAGGUUCGGAAAAAUCACAAUAAAAAUGGGAAACUAAAAGAAAUUCCCUCAUGGUGUUGCAUUCCAGGGACACCAUUCCGAGUGGAUGCUUUCAAAUAUCUUAGAGGAGAUUGUUCCCACUGGUUUCUUACUCACUUCCAUAUGGACCAUUAUCAAGGUUUAACAAGAUCAUUCUGCCAUGGAAAAAUUUAUUGCUCCUUGAUCACGGCAAAGCUUGUAAAUACUAAGAUUGGAAUCACAUGGGAUAGAUUACAAGUUUUGCCUCUUAACCAAAAGAUCAGUAUUGCUGGUACAGAUGUGUUGUGCUUGGAUGCAAACCACUGUCCAGGAUCUAUCAUGAUACUAUUUGAACCACCCAAUGGUAAGGCUGUUCUCCACACAGGGGAUUUUCGCUUUAGUGAGGAAAUGGCAAGCAUGUCUAUUUGGCAUAUGCAUCCAAUCCAUACCCUCAUCCUUGACACAACUUACUGCAAUCCCCAGUAUGACUUCCCAAAGCAGGAAGCUGUAAUACAGUUUGUCAUUGAGGCAAUCCAAGCAGAGGCUUUCAACCCUAAAACUCUUUUCCUUAUUGGCAGCUAUACAAUUGGAAAAGAAAGGUUGUUCUUGGAGGUUGCUCGUGUUCUUCGUAGGAAGGUUUAUGUAACUGCAACAAAGCUCCGUCUUUUAGAAUGCUUAGGGUUCUCUAAAGAAGACAUGCAAUGGUUUACCUAUAAUGAACAGGACAGCCAUAUUCAUGUUGUUCCUAUGUGGACACUUGCGAGCUUCAAACGUUUGAAACAUAUAUCCAACCAAUAUGCGGGUCGAUUCAGUUUAAUAGUUGCUUUCUCUCCCACUGGCUGGACAUUUGGGAAGGGAAAGGGGAAGAAGUCUCCAGGGAGAAGAUGGCAGCAGGGGACCAUCAUAAGGUACGAAGUGCCAUAUAGUGAGCAUUGCAGCUUCACAGAACUUCGAGAAUUCGUGAAACUUGUAUCUCCAGAAACCAUAAUACCAAGUGUAAAUAACGAUGGACCAGAUUCUGCCAGUUCCAUGGUUUCUCUACUUCAGUACUGAGUUCUACCUCUUCUGUCUUGACACACAAGCAACUAGAAGCUACCUACUACCCAAUACUCUGUGAUACAUAUGUAGAAAAAUGGAGACUCAGAGUUUAUGUUCUAAUUUGUAAUCCCCAACUCUGUAAAUUCUCCGACCACGGUAAACUUAGAAUGAUUCCCACUAUAUAUAUAUAUAUAUUUUAAUGAAAUUUCACUGUUUUG
Rubroshorea leprosula is the source of this 2540-nucleotide messenger RNA. Lineage: Eukaryota; Viridiplantae; Streptophyta; Magnoliopsida; Malvales; Dipterocarpaceae. The record is from the annotation of a GenBank genome assembly.